GGAGGUCUGUCAGCAGCGCGCCACGUCUCGAAGGGAAGGCUCGCGAGCUUGAAGCGAGGGCGGGCAUCUUUACGUCGCGCAAUUGUUCGGUUGCAGGAUCGACUCGGCGCUCGUGGUGGUUUGCGAGGAGUGGCUUCUUUAUGUCGAGCAGUUGUGAAAUUGCUUCGGUGCUGGCAGGAACCGAGACAUCGAGAGGUGGUGGCGUGCGUGCGGGCGGGAGCCGGAGCCGGAGCGAUGGGCCGAGGUUGUUGUUGUUGUGCUCUCGGGGCGAGGAGGAGUGGUCGGCGUCGGAGUUUACGACGUUGAGGGCAUUCGAACUUGUGAUUCGGGAGGGAAGUCGAUAGGAGGGGAGUGAUUGCGGAACCGAGAGGGCAUGAAGGAAGGAGCGGCCCGCGCCGUUCUUCGCGAAGCGUGGCUGCGGGGCCAUCGGUGCGUCGAGCUUCAACGCGAUGGCCGCCGGACAAUUUUUGUCUGCACACGCUGCGGGACGAGGUGUUACAGCGAUGGUGCUCUCGUGGAUCACCUGCAAGGGAAUUUGCAUGCGCGCCUCUCCGCGCAAGCUUCGGCUCCUCAACAUGCUGCAAUUCUCAAGACAGGUUCCGGCGAGCGGUCGAUCUUGAAGCGCGGUAAGGAGCAAGACGAUGGUGAAGCCGGAGCAGGAGUUGCGGGUCAGGACUUCACGUCGCCGGAGGGUCUCGCUGUCGUCCCUCACAGUCUUUCGCCGCGUGAUUCCCAGAUUCUUUUGGCGGACGCCUCUGGUGCUCCGGAGGCUUCCAAAACUCCUUUGCAAUGGAUUGGAAGUGGUGAACUCUUCUUCAGCCUUCGGUUUGCUGGCGCUGCUCCUCUUGUGGAGGCUUCCUGGUUCUGCUGGAGGGGCAAAGGAAAAUCCACCCCCGAGGCUGGUUGGCAGAGUGGCCAGGCAGGUGGAAUUGUUUAUGCGGUCGUGAUGUUUCCCUACAGUGACAUGAUCGGGCGGGGGGGAAAUUGGAAGCCCUGGUUCGACAUGAAACAAGCGAGGAGUCAGCCGUCCGAAACAGAGGAUGUGAUGUUACUCGAGAAGUCCAGUAAUGACACUCUCAGUUCCAAGACGAAGCUCGGCUGUAAGGCUCUGGCUUUGAUAGGUGCAAAGUCGACAUCCAGUGAUAACUUGUCGGACUCUGGCAAAGAGACGUCGCUAGAAGUAGAGCAGCAGAAUUCUUCUGCUGCUGCCAAAGACUCCACUGGCAGGGUAGUCCGUCGCUGGAAGCGGAAGAAACCGAGGUUGCUUGAAAGACUGUGCUUUAUCUGUCACCAGAGGAUGACCGCAGGGAAGGAUGUGGCCGCCUUGCUAAAUCUACAGACUAAACAGAUGGUUUGUGGAAGCCGGAAUAAGCGCGGGGUGUUCCAUGUAUAUCACAGCUCCUGCUUAAUUGACUGGAUUUCCAUUUGUGAAGUGAAGACGUUUUCGGGGGCAUUGGACCACAGAAUAGAUCGCACUCGAAAGCUUUUGAAGAGUAGACGGGCCAUCAUCGAACAAACGCUCAAGAGGGGUACCAUUCAAGACGAUGGAAGUAAUCCAUUCGUGGAUGGGGCUGUAUUUUGUCCAGAAUGUCAGGGCACGGGACUGAAAGUGCGUGGUGCGCAAUUGGAGCGGCCUCGUUAUAGAUUAGCGCAGGUUUUUGACUGGAUACUGGAGCUGAUACAAGCUCGAAAGGCCUGGUCGGAAAAUCCAAGGAGCGAAGAGACGAGCCAUUCCGGUCUCCUAUUUCGGGAUGAGUUGAUGGGCGCUGUGCAGUCUCGGGGACUAGUGCAUUAUUAUUCAGGCUGCGCGGAACUCCUCGCAGGAAAUGCUUCGGACAAGUAAUCAACUGCGAUUGGCUCCGCGGGCUUGUGAACAGAGCUAUCCUUUUCAAUCGUCUUUUCAGCCGAACGACUAAAUCCUGUCCUAGUGGAGAAGACAUUUAUUGUACAGGUGAGUCGGGCAAAAUCAUCUGAUUUCAAAGAUGGUCAUACCCGAACUCGCAGAUGUUUCAUAGCCAAGGUGAGAGACAGUCAGUCCUUGCCGUCAGCGUUCUGAAUGAAAAUUUUUAGCAAACAGACGACUGUAAUUUAAAUGCGGGUUCGUUCCGCCGAAAGACUGACUGGUCUCUCAAGUCGCUCUGAACACAGCUUGUAGUAUCUUUCGACCGAGCUUGUCCAGAGGAAGGUCUUACACCUUCGAAAGCAAUGUACAUAUUCAAUAUCAAAUUCAGAGUCCGUUCGCUGGUCUCACGUAUAAUGAGCUGGUACUUGUUUGUC
This is a messenger RNA of Marchantia polymorpha subsp. ruderalis, 2277 nucleotides long. The record is from the annotation of a GenBank genome assembly. Lineage: Eukaryota; Viridiplantae; Streptophyta; Marchantiopsida; Marchantiales; Marchantiaceae.